Messenger RNA from Ipomoea nil (Japanese morning glory), 1422 nucleotides. Its product is annotated as replication factor A protein 1-like. The coding region runs from base 1 to 1422 and encodes 473 amino acids. The record is from RefSeq and is a predicted model, not a curated record. Lineage: Eukaryota; Viridiplantae; Streptophyta; Magnoliopsida; Solanales; Convolvulaceae. The transcript is spliced from 9 exons.
AUGCCGUCAAUGUUCAUACUUGUGAAGGACAUCAAACCUCAACACCAGCUUAGGGCAGUUCGCGUUAGAGCAGUAAGGGUAUUCGAAGUUCCAAAGAAAAGGGGAGAGGGUCACAGCAGUAAGAAUAUGGAAGUGUUACUGCAUGAUGAAGAGGGAAGCUAUAUUCAUGCUACCAUUCAAAAAAAAGAUGUGGUGAAAUAUAGAGAAAUAUUCAAGGAGGGAAAACUGUUCGAAAUAAAAAAUUUCAUGGCUGCGACAAAUUAUUAUGUGUACAAGAUUACACAGCAUGCCUAUAUGAUCAAACUGAACUACAGAACAGAAGUGAAGGAGAUAAACUCUUUAGGGUUUCCUUUUAAAAUGUUUCGAUUAAAGAGUUUCAUUUCUUUAAAAGACACUGCAGAUGUGAACGACAAGGAACUUAUUGAUGUUAUUGGUCGUGUCAUUGGGAUCUAUAAUCCUGUGGAUAAGAUUAUAGGUGGAAAGGUAACCAAACUGAUUGAUUUUCAAAUUGAAGAUAAUGCUGAGAACACUCUGACAUGUACCCUAUGGAAUGAACACGUUGCUUCACUGAUGCCGUAUUACAAUAGUGAUUCAAAAGAACCACUUAUUGUAGUGAUUCAGUGCUGUCGUGCUAAGUUGGUUAGUGGUGAGGUUAGAAUCACCAGCUCAUAUGAUGCUACAAAGCUAUGGUUCAAUGAGGAUUUUGAGGAAUUCCUAGAGUUCAAGUCGAACAUGAAAUCUGAAAAUACUCACAUGAAAAGUUUGAGUACGGGCACUCUACACUCACAGUCAGCGGGCAUUAGUGACUUUAAAAUUGUUGGACUCAUUGUGACUACCUGCUACGACCUUAAGAAGACACAAGUGGAUGUGGAAUACUAUGUUGCUGCUGAGAUCUUGGGUUUAGAUCUUGAUGAUGGGUGGUACUAUGUAUCAUGCAUGUCAGCCGGUUGUAAUAAGAAACUUAAAGAAAACGGAGGAGUACUAAGUGUCAUAAGCCAUAUACUCAGGGUUCAUGUUGAAGUACCCCCUGAGUUGGAUGCUAUUGUGGGAAUGAAGAUGUUGUUUAAAGUAGGGUUAAAACUGGCUCUAAAGCGGGGUAAUAAUUCUCCUUUCAAUGUGUUGAGGCUGUUAAGGGACGAACAUUUUCUCCAGACCUAUAGUGACAGGUUUGUCGAGCACCAAGAGCAGGAUUUAAUAUCAAAGAUGCUUGAGGAGGAAACAAACAGUCCUGCAAAUUAUGAAGAAGCAUCUAUAGGAGUAGAGGUCAAUAGUCCUGCUUCUGUGCAGCCCUCUCAACAUGAACUGGAUGACACUACGGUCAACUCCUUAACUACUAAAAGGUUACUUUUGGAUGAGUUUUCCUCAUCCAAAAGUCGCAAGAAAGCAACACCAUCCAACAUCAAGAAGGAGAAGACUGCUUGA